CAAUACUUAGUGUCCCGCUUACGAGAAAACUAACAUCACCAGUGUCUUACACGAACUGUGACAUUUAACACUCACCCUUUUCCGUUUUAAGAUGAAAUAAUGGGAGAUGCAUGCUGCAGUGUCAGUUUGAAUUUGUCCGAAAGAAAACCCUAAAAUUAAGAAUGAAAAUACCCUUUUUUUAACUUUCUUGCUGCUUUGUUUUAUCUUUAAUCAUUUAAAAUGAUUUAAACAUGUAAUUUAGGUCAAUUCAAUGCUGACCGUAGCAUAGUUGUAUGAGUUUGAAUUUAUUAAUCUUAAAAGAAGUUGACCGUUUGAAGUUUUGUUUUGAGAAUUUAAUACUCAUUGGAAAUUAAGAUUGUACAGUUAUGAAGAUGAUGGGUUUCGGGGAUUAAAUUAUGUUUAACGACGAAAUUAAAGACGAAAAUGGUAAUUGGUGUUAAGACAAAUUGAUUGAUCUAUUGUCAGAUCAGUGUCUUCAGAACUUCAUAGCUUUCGAAUUAUCAAAAUGUUAGUAAAUAUCAUGUUUAAGCCUUUGAUAUCUUAACACGCAUUUGUAUAUCAAACAGUACAAACGGAUUUUGUAUUAUUGUCCCAAUUCAUUCAUGCACUUCAAGUAACUGAAUUGACGAGACUAUAUGACAUUAUGUGCGCUUGGUGGCAGCGCAUCAUGUAGAUGCGAACCGUAGGCUGUGUUAACACAAACAUAUUAAUACGAUCAUUUUAAAAAGUACAGGCCAACAGAAACAUACUGCCUUUAGAAAUAAAGAAAAUGCUCAUAUAGUUUGAUUCUUGAAAUUAAUGGCUCAUUAAUAUCGAAAUGUUGGCUCUGUUUUUGCUGGUGAUUAGUGAUGAAACACCAAACAGCAAGUGCAAACUGUUUUUUGUCGAAGAUCGAAGUCCCUAUAAAUAUAUAUUUUUAAUUCAUUCCCAAUCAAGACGUGAUGUUCACAUUUAAUUGUUUCGUCUCGAAAUGCAUUGUGUUGGGUCCAGAUUUCAUUUUAUUUUGACCUCCCCUUAUAAAGGGGCGUAUACGUAUUCGAGAAAGUAGUAACUAGUUUUUUACACCUUUUACUCUACGUCUUAAAACUGAACCAAACAAUUACAAGUAAUUAAGUACGCGUGCGUAGAUCCUUUCUCUAGUCCGCCCCCAUUUACUGAUUUGUUUGACUAAUAUCACUGUCAAGGUGGCUUGUCAAAGGGGUCUCCAAUAUACAGCACAAAGGGAUUUGGGUCUUCAUACGUCAUGAAUAUAAAAGCCUGGAGAGUUUCGAGAGACAAUGAACUUGACAGAUCUAACAUUUUGUCCCACUUUGGAGGGGCACUACGGAGCACUUCAAAGCCCCGUGGAUGACAGAGGUCAUCAAAGGGCAGCUGUGCACUAUAAAUGCUCUUACUCGGGGGACAGGGCACUCGCAGCCUCAGUCUAAGCUAGACAGGCAAGGAGUAGGACGCUGAAUACCCUUUUCUGCCUCUCGACUUUACGUUCUCUCUUGACGGUAUUUGUUCACAAGCUGCAUAAGCGGAAUUACAAAUAGCCGUAGACAUGGGCACCUUCAUACUCGCUGUUCUCGUCGCAUCCUGGACCAGCGUCGGGGCUUCGGAGUCAGUUUCGCAUCCCGGCUCCCUGGGACUCAGUGAGACAUUAUAUCUGGACUCCUACGACCCCAAGCGCUCCUCUUUGACUCCGGGAUCCGCUUUUGGAUAUACAAGCUCCCGGUACCACCCCAGCAGGUACCCGUUGUACAUGAUGCAGCUGUACCGCACCUUCAAGGCUGGGGAUACGACGGCUGUCAGCUUCGUCAGCAGCAGCGGCGCAGACAACCCGGACUCCGUCCUAAGUCUGAUAGCGAAAGGUUGCCAUCAGGUUGGUGACAAGUGGACCGUCACAUUUGACAUGUCCUCCAUCUCCGCCAGUGACGAUGUCCAGCUCUCUGAGCUGCGGAUCCGACUGCCUGAGUUCAGCACCGCCAAGCAUGCCACCGUGGACAUCUAUCACUCCCGAAGUCACCCCUGUUCCCCAGAGAUGAAGCCUUGCCCUGAAGAGCGCCUCCUACUGGGAAGCUUCAACUCCUCUCCCAGCAGCAUCAAGUCUUCCUGGAAGGUCUUCAAUGUGACGGCGCUGCUCAGGUACUGGCUGCACCAGGGGGAAUCCUCUCCUGGUCAGGUGGAGGCUGUGGAGGAGCCAGUGCCACAGGAGAACGAGGAACACCAGGAGGAGAAGGAGGAUCCUGAGCACAGGCUGAGGCGCCCGACACAGAGGCGGGUCCAGCACCCAACUGCUGACCGGGUGAUGAUGGUGGUCUUCUCCAAGCACAGGAGAGAGCCACACGGCCAGCGCACCCCCACGCUCAUCCGCACCGUAGAGCACUCCAAGUACGUGGGGCUGGACCGGGGCAGCCGGGACUCCCAGAACCGACGGCACAAGAGGAACCGCAUGGAAAAGGAGCGGGUGCGAGCGGCAGGUGGCCCAGUGGUCACCCCACCCCCCGCGGAGACCAGCCAGCGCCCCCUGUGCCGGAAGGUGGACAUGUGGGUGGACUUCGACCAGAUUGGCUGGAACGAGUGGAUCGUGUACCCCAAGCGUUACAAUGCCUUCCGCUGCGAGGGUGAGUGCCCCACCCCAGUUGAUGAGUCCUUCAAGCCGACCAACCACGCCUACAUGCAGAGCCUCCUGAAGCUCUAUCACCCCGAGCGAGUGGCAUGCCCGUCCUGCGUGCCCAUCCGCCUCAGCCCGCUCUCCAUGCUGUACUACGAGAAUGAAGGCGUGGUCCUGCGUCACCAUGAGGACAUGAUCGUGGAGGAGUGCGGUUGCCACUGACUGGGUGUGGCCUCCACCCCCCAAUCCCAUUGCCCCCCACCGUAAAGCAACUCCACAGUCACUUAAGCGGGUCACCAGUCAAAACUAAGAAGCUUACUGACAAUCCCAGAGGUGCAAAACAAAACUUUAUCCCUCAGGACUGGAACAUACAAACAUACCAAAGACCUUUGGUAGUUGGCACUCCUACCUUGUGUCCUGCAAGGUUAUUAUUUAAAGUUAACCUCCAGAUGUGGGUAAAUGCAAGUCACCCAAAGUAACUUUUUGAUAGUUGUCAUGACUGUGAUAGCUCUUUAUUUCUUCUGAAGUUUUGAAGGUUGACUUAAAUCUUCGAUCCUUAUUUCACUCUUGUAAUGUUAAAUAUUACAAGAAUAUAUUUAAAUAUUUUGUGAUUUUUUUUUCUUUGUUGUAUAGAAAUGUUUGUUGCAUUGUUUUUCCAUUCAUAGUAAAAAAAUAUGUAUUUUUAGAGUACUAUGAAAUUUCUGCUGAAAUGUUCAGAGACAAGUUAUACAUUUUUGUACUUUCAAUGCAACAGGAGAACUAAGGGAAUCUAAAAAUCAUAUGAAUUUCAUGAAUAGUCCUUUUCGUAGGUCUUUGUUAAACAGGCUAUAUUAACACGUAUGCUGAUAAUUCACAGUGUAAUUAAUUAUAUUUUUGUAAAUGACAUUGUAAAAAGAAUAUUAAUA
This is a messenger RNA of Paramormyrops kingsleyae, 3501 nucleotides long. Its product is annotated as nodal homolog 2-A-like. NCBI's taxonomy places the organism in Eukaryota, Metazoa, Chordata, Actinopteri, Osteoglossiformes, Mormyridae. Gene Ontology annotation, cellular component: extracellular region. Gene Ontology annotation, molecular function: growth factor activity; cytokine activity. The record is from RefSeq and is a predicted model, not a curated record.